CGGCCUGUUCUCUCUCCUCAUGCUCGACCUCUGUUCCAUUUCGCACAAGGGCGGCCUCGUCUUGUGGUCCCGCUCCUUCACCCCCGCCGCAUCCCAGUCCGUAGCGUCCUCCGCGUCACCCGUCAACUCCCUAAUCCGGGAGGCUCUCAUCGAGGGCCGCACGGCGGAGAACAAGUACGAGAAGGAUGGCUACUCUGUGAAAUGGACCUUCGUGAACGAUCUCGAACUUAUUUUCGUAGUGGCAUACCAGCGAAUUCUGCAACUGACCUACGUCGAUGAGCUUCUCGCCGCCCUCAAGACCCUCUUUGUGAAGCUAUUCCAGCCGUUUCUGGCUACGUUCGUAGCCUCUCUCCAUGCCGCAAGCACCGGAGCGCUGUCUUCCAACGCAAGUCAGGCAGCCGCUACGUGGAACUUUGCAAAGGCUUUCGACGGCUGGGACAACGUCUUUGACAAGCUUCUCAGAGGCCUAGAAGACAAGGCAGCUCAGGACCGGAAAACGCGUGUUGGCCAUGUCCCUCGCUCCACCGUCGAUCCAAGUCCGCCCUCCGACGAUCCUAGCACGAUCCCUUUGCAUGAUAGCGAAGCAUCUGUCGAUGAGCAACAGAUAGCACGCAAUGUCCAGGCAUUGAAGACACGCCUCCGGGGAAGAGGCGGACGAAUGGGCAAGCGCGGAGGUGGCCGUGCGGACAUAGGAAGCGGGAGAGAUAGUCAUCCUGGUUCCGAUUCCGACACGCCCACCAAGCGCAAGCCCAAAGGGAAAGCACAACGCAAAUGGGGCGACGAAGCCCCUUCCGAGUCCGAUAUGGCCUCGCUAAAUUUCAGCUACGAAAAGAUUGACUCAAGUGACGCUGGGUCAUUAGACCUGUCUGCACUCGUGGAUAAAGGCUCUCUGGGCACCCGCACUCAGGAUGGCCUCUACGAAGUCAAAGAUUGGGAGUUCAGCGCUGCAGAUGAUGUCAUUUCUAGAGUGAUACAGGAUGGCGCGCCAAGCGCGAAAGCUAGCGCAACACCAGGAUCGCUCGGCGCACUAGGCUCUAUCUUUGCACGGCUCACCGGCUCGAAGGUCCUCACGGAAGACGACCUGAAGCCGGUCCUGGAAGCCAUGAAGCAGCACCUGAUGAAGAAGAAUGUGGCAAAGGAAAUCGCAGACAAGGUCUGCGAAGGUGUGGGCGAUGGCCUUGUUGGCAAGAAAGUCGGAGGGUUCCAGACGACUAAUGCGGCUGUUCGGCAAGCACUGUCGAAUUCGCUCACGAGGAUCCUCACGCCGAAGACUUCAACCGACCUGCUGCUGUCAAUCCGCACGAAGCUCUCGUCACCUCUGCCGUCAACGCAGCAGAGACUGCCGUAUAGUAUCACGUUCGUCGGUGUCAAUGGCGUUGGCAAGAGCACGAACCUCUCCAAGGUUUGCUUCUGGCUUAUCCAGAAUGGCCUCAGGGUGCUCAUCGCAGCCUGCGAUACUUUCCGGAGCGGCGCUGUCGAACAGCUCCGAGUGCAUGUCCGAAACCUGAGUAUGCUGGGUGUCAAUGGAGCGACUAACAGUAAGAGCCGCGUAGAGCUCUACGAGCGAGGCUAUGGCAAGGAUGCUGCCGGCAUAGCUAAAGAAGCCAUUACAUACGCGCGUGACAACGACUUUGACGUCGUGCUUAUCGAUACGGCCGGCCGUAUGCAAGAUAACGAGCCCCUCAUGCGUGCUCUGGCUAAGUUGGUCGCCGUGAACAGUCCUGACAAGAUCAUCUUCGUCGGCGAGGCUCUAGUCGGCAACGAAGCCGUCGACCAGCUGACAAAGUUCGAUCGCGCCCUGCGCGAUUUCUCGGCGUCCUCGGGUGGCAGGGAACGAGGUAUCGACGGCAUGCUCGUCACCAAGUGGGACACCGUCGAUGACAAGGUGGGCGCCGCGCUGUCGAUGACCUAUGUCACCGGUCAACCUAUCAUCUUUGUUGGAUGUGGCCAGACGUACACGGAUCUUCGGCAAUUGCGCGUCGCUAAUGUCGUACAGGCCAUCCUCAGCGACUAGUGUACAACCGACAAGUGAUGGCCCCAUCCCGCAUCUUAGAAUGUACAAUAACUGUAAUCUAUUGUAUAUCACCUAAUGUGAAGAAGGCUGACGUUUUGCGUUGGGCGAAGACGAGCCGUC
This is a messenger RNA of Rhodofomes roseus, 2134 nucleotides long. Its product is annotated as P-loop containing nucleoside triphosphate hydrolase protein. Gene Ontology annotation, biological process: SRP-dependent cotranslational protein targeting to membrane. Gene Ontology annotation, molecular function: GTP binding; signal recognition particle binding; GTPase activity. The record is from RefSeq and is a predicted model, not a curated record. Gene Ontology annotation, cellular component: signal recognition particle receptor complex; endoplasmic reticulum membrane. NCBI's taxonomy places the organism in Eukaryota, Fungi, Basidiomycota, Agaricomycetes, Polyporales, Fomitopsidaceae. The transcript is spliced from 13 exons. Bases 20 to 2014 code for a protein of 664 amino acids.